Myzus persicae (green peach aphid) is the source of this 1946-nucleotide messenger RNA. RefSeq lists its product as uncharacterized. Lineage: Eukaryota; Metazoa; Arthropoda; Insecta; Hemiptera; Aphididae. The transcript has 5 exons. The coding region runs from base 1 to 1875 and encodes 624 amino acids. The record is from RefSeq and is a predicted model, not a curated record.
AUGCUUAUGCUUAUGCUUAUGCUUAUUUCCAGUCCAUCAUCAUCUGUAACACCGUGUUGUAUCGCCGAACAAAAUGAAUCACCAAUCAAGCUUAAGCUUCGUAGAUUGACAAAACAGACGAAUUAUAAAGUAAUAGUUGAUGAUUCAGAAAAUGAGGAAAAUCUUUCUGGGGAUGACAGUGACAACUAUAUUCCAUCAGUAAGUGAAACAUCUUCGGAAAGUGAGAGCACUGACCAGUUGACCGAUCUCCAAACAAUCGAUCUCCCGAUAACAGUUUCACCUAUCAAAAAAGGAAAAAAGAGAUCAAGAAACCCAGAGCAAUGGAAAAAAACAAAAGCCAAAUUAUUGAAGAAUUCUGGUAAGAGCUACACUUCUAGAACAGGGAAAACUGUCAACGAAAGGGUUAUGGGGCCAAAUUGCUCUGACCGGUGUAUUCUAAAGUGCUCAUCAAAAGUAUCUGACGAAUACAGGAUUGAACUUUUUAAUAAAUAUUGGAGUUUGGCGUCAUUACAGCGACAACGGGAUUACUUAGCUUCAUGUAUUGAGCCCCUCCAACUCAAAUAUCGUCGUAUAUUUACUUCAGAAACUCCCAGAAGGCAAAACUGUGGAUUUUAUUUGCUUUUUGAAGGAAAUCGAAUUCGGAACACAUCAACUCCAUUCCUAGAGUCGAAAGUCACUAUCAAAGAGCCAACACAACAAGAGAAUUCGUUGAUGGCGGGUUGUGUAUUGCUGAAAUGCAUAGACACUAUGCAAAAGAGCGAGUCGACAAUGGAAAAACUGCAGCGAGUUACGAUUGCUAUGCUCGUAUAUUUAAUACGGAAUUUAACAUUGGAUUUUUCUCUCCCAAAAAAAGAUCAGUGUGAUUUUUGUGAAGGGUUCAACAAUGCCACGGCAGAAGAAAAAGCAAAGUUGGAAAACGACUAUCAACUACACCAAGAUGAAAAAAACUUGAGCCGAACGGAGAAGGCUAAUGAUAAAGAAAAGGCUAAAGAAAUGGGAUCUAACAUUGUCUUAGCUACCUUUGAUUUACAAGCAGUUAUGCCAGUACCUACUGGGCAGAGUUCUGCUUUUUUCUAUAAAUCAAGAUUGAAUUGUUUUAAUUUUACGGUAUCAGAAAUAAUCAAGGAUCAUACCAUCUGUUAUUUCUGGCAUGAAGGAGUAGGACAAAGAGAUGCUAUUGAAAUAGGUUCAUGUCUUCUAAUGUUCAUCGAAGAAAUUGCGAAUUCUCGUCCUGGAAGUGACAUCAUAUUUUACUCUGAUAACUGUUGUGGUCAACAAAAGAAUAGGUUUGUACAUGCCAUGUAUUUAUACGCAGUGGAAAAAUAUCAAAUAAAUUCCAUUACGCAUAAAUACCUUAUUCGAGGUCACACACAAAACGAAGGCGAUACAGUACAUAGUGUUAUUGAAAAAUCUAUGAAAAGGAGCAAAAAAUCAGGACCUAUAUACGUGCCCGAUCAAUUAGUGACUAUAAUUAGGAAUUCUAAAAAAACGGGAAAACCAUUAGUCGUAAAGGAACUGAGCUUCAAGGAUUUUAUUGAUUUAAAAUCGUUGACCGACGAGAUUGGUUACAAUUGUCAAAAAAACACAGAAGGUGAGCAAAUAAAAAUAUCAAAUAUAAAAAUUAUAAGAUUCGUGAAGGGCAGUGAAGUUUGUUUCUACAAAAAUUCCUACAAAGACAUAACCUGGGAAAAAGCUCAAAUGAAAAAAACAGGAACAAGACGUUCCGGUGCAAAGGAUAUUGGUAGUAUAAAAACAAAACUCGCAUACAACUCGAAAAUUCCAAUAGCUGAAAACAAGAAGAAAGAUAUACAAAGCUUACUGACAUCCAAUAUAAUUCCAAAUUACUACGAAACGUUUUAUAAUACACUAUUUUGAUUUUUAAUUUGUAAAUUAACAUAAUAAAUAAUAAUAAUAAUAUUUAAGUUUCAGAUUAUAAUAUAAUUUUU